UGUGGACGCUUGUAGUUGAAAUGGCAGCCAAACUUUUAGUCCUACUCGUUGCAGUGGCCGCCAUUGUCGUCCAUUUUGUGUUCCGCCCAAGACUUCAGUUCGGUGACCACAGGGAGACGGUGUACAAUCACGUGCCUGGCACGUGCCGGCCGGUGGAGGGGGUCGUGCAUGGGUCGGAGGACAUCGUACGUACCCGGGACGGGCUCGCCUUCAUAUCCACGGGGGUGAGGCCAGCCCCAGUCCUCACUCCCGACCCCUGGUACCUCCAGGGAGUGGGGAAGAUCCUCCUAUUCAACUUCAAGAACCCUGAGGACGGAGUGAGGGAGUUGAAGAUUGAGCCUGGGGAGAAGUCGGAGGGCCUGGAGCCACACGGGUUGGGUCUGUACGAGAACCAGGACAGCGGAGAGAUCAGACUGUUUGUUGUGAACCAUCACAAGGACGGUGACCGGAUAGACAUAUUCCGGUACUUAAAGACCAACACCACCCUGCGGCUGGUCAGGUCAGUGCAGCACCACCUGCUGUACAGCAUGAACGACGUUGUUGCCGUGGGAACGGAUUCGUUCUACGCGACAAACGACAUGUACAGCGUCAGGCCUUGGGCAAAACGAUUGGAGAGUUUCCUAUCACCGUGCUGGUCUAAUGUGGUUUACUAUGACGGCUCCGAUGCCUUCGUCGCCGCGGAAGGAUUCGCCUUUGCCAACGGUAUCAAUGCGCCCCCUGGCGGCAGGUUUGUGUACGUCUGCGACACCCCUCGUCAGGCCGUCCAGGUGUUCCGGCGUCGUGCAGACAACAGGCUUCAGCUGGAGCGGGAGAUCCACCUGGCCACGAGCGUGGACAACGUGGACGUCUGUCCGGACACAGGUGACCUGUGGAUCGGGGCACAUGGAUCUUUCAACAAACACAUGGAGGACAGGAUUAACCCAUCAUCAUCACAGGUACUGCGGAUCCAGGACCCGGCGGGAGCCUCCCCGGAAGUGACGGAGCUGUACGCUAACGACGGGCGGCAGCUGAACGGCUCCAGCGCGGCGGUGGUCUACAACAGACGCCUGCUCAUAGGGACCGUGCACGACACGCUGCUCUACUGUGACGUCACGGUCCCGCUGUGACGUCAUGGUAUCCAUGGCAACACAUAGUCCUGAUAGGAACCGUACACGAAAUGCUACUCUACUGUGACGUCACGGUCCCACUGUGAUGUCAUGGCAUCCCAUAACAACACACGCAUUCCUGGUAAGAACUGAGCACGUGGCGUUACUGUACCUUUGUGAAUAUUGUUGGGUGGUGUGUCUGAUGUCACGGUGACGUGCUGUAAAUACAUAGAAAUCCAACUGUGCCUGUCAACUUGCAAGUUUGACCAUAGACAUUACGUACUCAUUUGUCACGUGAGUGUCAACAAGUGUACGAGUAAUUUAGUAAACACAAAUAAAGCAAAAUAAA
Branchiostoma belcheri (Belcher's lancelet) is the source of this 1434-nucleotide messenger RNA. Its product is annotated as serum paraoxonase/arylesterase 2-like. Gene Ontology annotation, molecular function: arylesterase activity. Bases 21 to 1106 code for a protein of 361 amino acids. The record is from RefSeq and is a predicted model, not a curated record. NCBI's taxonomy places the organism in Eukaryota, Metazoa, Chordata, Leptocardii, Amphioxiformes, Branchiostomatidae. The transcript has 5 exons.